Molecule: messenger RNA, 1466 nt
Organism: Closterium sp. NIES-65
Lineage: Eukaryota; Viridiplantae; Streptophyta; Zygnematophyceae; Desmidiales; Closteriaceae
Source: the annotation of a GenBank genome assembly
CCGCCCGCGAGCCGCCAGUGAGCCGCCCGUCGCGACACCAGCGCCGCCCGAGCCGCCCGACAGCCCAGCAGCCCGAGCCGCCGGAGCCGCCCGCGCCGCCCCAGCAACCCGAGCCGCCCGAGCCGCCCGAGCCGCCCGAGCCGCGCGAGCCGCCCGAGCCGCCCCAGCCGCCCGAGCCGCCUGAGCCGCCCGAGCCGCCCGAGCCGCCCGCGCCGCCCCAGCAACCCGAGCCGCCCGAGCCGUGCCGCUCUGCUGCCAUGGCCACCCCCAAUGUUCUUACUUUUGACGCUGAGGGGAGGGCCAUUGACUUUGCCGUCUGGAUUGAAGACCUGCAGCUGUACUUACUGUGUGAUGCGAUAGAUGAGGUCUCUCUCUUUGACUUUGUCUCUGGCGCUGUCCCUGCCCCACCUGCUGAUGCUGACUCUGCCGUUCGCUCCAAGUGGGCGACCCGCGAUGCUGCUGCACGUCUUGCUGUGCGUCGCCACCUCCCUUCCUCUGAGCGUGCCCACUUUAGUCAGUGCAAGACCGCUCAGGCCUUGUACGACGCUGUAGUUGCACGCUACUCCUCCCCUUCCUCCGCUACCCUUAGCCGCCUCAUGCUACCGUUUCUCUUCCCUGACCUCGCCUCCUUUCCCACUGUUGCUGACCUCGUUACCCACCUCCGUGCUAGUGACACCCGCUACCGCACUGCCCUUCCUGCUGAGUUCCGCGCUGCGAACCCUCCUCCCAUGUACAUCACUCUCUACUUUCUCGUCACCCGUCUCCCUGAGUCCCUUCGUGUCGUUAGGGACCAGUUUCUCUCUGUCUGUCCCACCACUCUCACUGUCGACCUCCUUGAGGAGUCCCUGCUAGCGGCUGAGAAGAGUAUUGUCGCUGUAGGGGCCUCUCGGGGUGACCCUCGCACCCCCAUCUUUGAGGGGUGUGGUCCUUCCCCCCUGCUGCCCUCUGUCGCCUCUGCCGCUGCGGCCGACCUCACUGGUUUUGAGUCGGUCGGCGCGGCGUCUGCCCCCAGCGGCAGACGCCGCUCUGGCAAGGGCAAAGGGGGCAAGGGAGCGGGUGGAGCUAGAGGGGGCGGUGGAGGAGGCGGUGGGGGUGGCGGGGGGAGUGGGGGUGGCGGUGGGGGUGGUGGCGGGAGUGGAGGUACUGGUGGCGGCGGUGGAGGCGGAGGUGGCGGCGGAGGUGGUAGCGGAGGAGGCGGUGGGAGCGGUGGGAGCGACGGUCCUGGUGGGGGAGGUGGCGGUGGAGACGGGGGUGGCGGUGGAGGCGGGGGUGGCGGUGGAGGCGGGGGUCGGAGUGGCUCGUCCCAGCGGAGCAGCUCUGGGGGUGGUCAGCGCCAGCAGCAGCAGCAGCAGCAGCAGCAGCAGCCGCAGCAGCAGCCACAGCAGCAGCAGCGCUCUCGCACCGUGACCGUGCAGGGGAGAGGUGUGGAGGCGCCCACACAGCCCGCCGCUGCUUUGGCCGCCUGA